AUACGGUACGCAGCCGAUCAGAAGUACCUUGCGCAAGGAUGUGAAGAAUUUUGGCGAAAGCAUAACGACCCGAACGGAACGCGGAUCAUAAGACGACAGAAUUUUCUUUUUAACAACGGUAUCAAACAAUCUGGGAUCAUGUGUAAUAUGACAAGUUGCUGUUUUGUGUUCCCUUUAAAGGUCGGCGUACAAAUAUGCUGCUUCCUUUCAAUUCUCAAUCUGGCGUGGCUAACUCUCGGCUUGGUGUACGCAUUCGGCAAAUUAGCCAGUUUCGUCAUCGAAUACGUUAUUGCAAAGUUAUUCAACAUGUUUUCAUGGCAUGACGUCCCACAUUUUGUUUUCAAGUUCCUAAUUCUAAUGGUCUACUACAGUUUCUGGAAGGAAAUAAAAAACGUAGAAGGAGACUACGGGCUCGAGUUAAAUUUCGAACCGUCCUAUGAGGAAUCGCAAUGAUUUUAAAAACAUUCCAGUUGGACGUGGAGGGAUAUAACCAAAAAACAAAAUCGCCAAAAAAUCGAAAACAUUCUCACGAUCGUUAUUGGAAAUCGUCCACCUAAUGCACACCUUUCGGUGCAAAUGAAUGACUGCCAUUUGUACCAGUCGCCCGAUGCCUUCAGCCCUUUUAAUCGAGCGUUAAAUCGUUUCCGCCACUCGGUUUUUAAUUUGGAAAUAGAUACUGAUGAAUUUUUAAUAACUCUGCUACCUGCUGCAGUGAUUUAUCGUAUUUGCUCUCCUCUAAGUAGCACCCCCUCAAUUCGGGGGAUAACAAUAACAACAAGAAACUUGGCAGAUGAAAUAAUUCAAGUAACAACAUCAGCCCUUUUGAUUUACAGUAUUAUUAUAUAUCUCAACAAUAAAUAAAUGUUUUACAAAAUACAAAAACGAAUAAUUAAUCGUAUAAGUUUUAUUUU
Molecule: messenger RNA, 911 nt
Organism: Cimex lectularius (bed bug)
Lineage: Eukaryota; Metazoa; Arthropoda; Insecta; Hemiptera; Cimicidae
Exons: 4
Coding region: 139-453 (104 amino acids)
Source: RefSeq, a predicted model, not a curated record